Messenger RNA from Volvox carteri f. nagariensis, 1085 nucleotides. RefSeq lists its product as uncharacterized. The transcript has 5 exons. Bases 144 to 1085 code for a protein of 313 amino acids. Gene Ontology annotation, cellular component: TORC2 complex; TORC1 complex. NCBI's taxonomy places the organism in Eukaryota, Viridiplantae, Chlorophyta, Chlorophyceae, Chlamydomonadales, Volvocaceae. Gene Ontology annotation, molecular function: protein binding. Gene Ontology annotation, biological process: TOR signaling; regulation of actin cytoskeleton organization. The record is from RefSeq and is a predicted model, not a curated record.
AUUUUACUACCCCGAAGCUGGUGCCAGAGUUGCUUAUGCUCCUAACGAGGAUGUUGAGCAAAGCGCGAAACGUGGACUUAACCCAUACCAAUGCCAAUCUUAUUCCGAAUAUAAUGCAUUGAAAUUGCUACUUGUUGUUCGUGAUGUCGAGCGUUGUGCUGGCCACGGCCGGCUACGAUCACACUAUUCGCUUUUGGGAAGCCACGAGUGGCUGCUGCUACCGAACUCUUCAGUAUGCGGAGUCCCAGGUCAACAAGUUGGAAAUUACAGCCGACAAAACGCGGAUAGCAGCAGCGGGCAACCCACAAAUCCGUGUGUUUGAUGUCAACUCCAACGACCCUAACCCUCUUUUGACCUACGACGGACAUGCGGGAAAUGUUACAGCCGUUGGAUUCCACAAGGAUGGGAAAUGGAUGUAUUCAGGGGGCGAGGAUGGCACCGUGCGGGUUUGGGACACGCGCUCCCAGGUUUGCCAACGCACCUACGAGAGCCGCGCUGCCGUCAACUCGGUGGUGCUUCACCCCAAUCAGGGGGAGCUCAUCUCAGGCGACCAGACGGGUCACAUCCGCGUGUGGGACCUCACCGCCUCCGCCUGCUCCUGCGAGCUAGUCCCGGAAAUAGGCACCGCGGUGCGCUCCCUCACUGUGGCGCUGGACGGCACCAUGAUAGUGGCCGCCAACAACAACGGAACGUGCUACGUGUGGAGGAUGAUGAGGGGCGCCUCCCUGACCACCCACUUCGAGCCGCUGCACAAGCUGAAGGCGCACAGCAACAUCAUUUUGAAGUGCCUCAUAUCGCCCGACUGCCAACAGCUAGCAACCACCUCCGCUGACAAGACAGUCAAGUUGUGGAACCUUGACGGGUUCACUCUGGACCGCACCCUGGUGGGUCACACGCGGUGGGUGUGGGACUGCGUGUUCUCCGUGGACGCCGCCUACUUGGUGACGGCAGCCUCCGACAUGACGGCCCGGUUGUGGGACCUGUCGUCGGGGGAGGCCAUCCGGACGUACUCGGGACACCACAAGGCGGUGGUGUGCUGCGCGCUGAACGACUCGGCCAUUGAGGGAAGGGAUGCGGACGGGUGA